AGUGUCUGCUGGAGAUGUUUCACUCACAGUUUUCGCUACCUUUCCUCAUGUCCUCUUGGGAGUGACGUAUCCGCUCCCCAUCACUCAUUAUCAUACGAGUGGAAGUGUGUGUGUGUGUGUGUGUGUGUGUGUGUGUGUGUGUGUGUGUGUGUGAUGUGAGCGUCUCUACAGGACACACACACACUUGCGCCGGUGCAGAGAAAGAGGACAGAUAAAUGGAUCCAAUGCAGCCCAUUGAAAGCUGCUCUAUGCCAGAAGGACCUACUGGAGUCUUAGGGCUCCACAAACCACCAGUCUCAGCCCUGCUUGGAAACCCCUGCAAACUGCCUGCAUCCUCAAACUGCCAGAUGGUCAUGACUGGAAACCCACCAGUGUUGGGACAGACCCUGGCACUGCAGACAAAUCCAGCCAUUCAGGAGAGAGUCAGACCAGACUCAACCGCACAAUCCACAAAUUGCAUCAGCAUCAGUCGACCCAGGCCUACGGCACUGGGUACCAAGGCAACAAUCAAAGUCUCCAAACCCACUGAUCCUUCAUUGCAGGCUAAAGCUAUGGGAACGCCCAACUUCUUGUCGCACUGCCCAACCGAAUCACCAUUGCCUUAUUGCAACCCCCCAAACCCGCUGAGCCCCACUUCUCAACUCGGUUUUAACCCCCCAUCCAUUCCCCCAACACUUCCAAGCCCUCCAUCACAGCCCAUCCGUGCCAAGACACAAAAUAACCUAAUCGCCAGACCAGUCCCCAACCCAAACCCCAGUCCCCUUUCUAACCACAUUCCUCAACCAGUCCUAAGUCCAGAAACACAUGUACCCAACGCAGGAGACACUACUGACAAUAAGUUGAACAAGACCUUCAGCGAAGAGGGUGAUUUCAGAGUGCAUAUUGUCACAUGGAAUGUUGGCUCCGGUAUACCACCUGAUGACAUCACUUCCUUGUUUGGGCCUGGUGUUGAAAAUGGGAGCACUGACAUGUUUGUUGUUGGACUGCAGGAAGUAAACUCCAUGAUAAACAAGCGGCUUAAAGAUGCUCUCUUCACAGACCAGUGGAGUGAGCUCUGCAUGGACACUCUCAGUCGUUUUGGAUAUGUGUUGGUGGCCUCUCAGAGGAUGCAGGGGGUUUUCUUACUGGUGUUUUCCAAAUUCUGCCACCUUCCCUUCCUCAGGGGAGUACAAACCCAAAGCACACGCACAGGCUUGGGCGGCUACUGGGGGAAUAAAGGGGGCGUGAGUGCACGCAUGAUGGUUUUCGGACACCCUGUGUGCUUUCUCAACUGCCACCUGCCGGCUCACAUGCGUAACCUCGAGCAGCGGAUGGAGGACUUUGAAAGCAUCCUACAGCAGCAGCAGUUUGAGGGCAGCACCGCUGUGGGCGUGCUGGAUCACGAUGUGGUGUUCUGGUUUGGUGAUCUGAACUUCCGAAUCGAAGGUUAUGAUAUUCACGUGGUGAAAAGUGCAAUUGAGAAUGACAAACUGCCUCUACUGUGGGAAAAAGAUCAGCUCAACAUGGCGAAAAAAAGUGAAUCCGUUCUGGAGGGAUUUAUGGAAGGAGCCCUGAAAUUCCCGCCAACUUACAAGUUUGAUGUGGGGACACACACUUAUGACACAAGUGCAAAAAAGAGGAAACCUGCAUGGACAGAUCGCAUCCUGUGGCGUCUGCGCAGGACAGGCUCCCCCGUGCCGUCUCAUUAUUCCGCCCUGCAGCGGGGUCUGACAUCAUGGCUGGGCGGCGCCACCAGAGUUUCCCAGCACUUCUACCGCAGUCACAAGGGGUUCACUAUUAGUGAUCACAAGCCAGUGUCCGCCCUCUUCUCUUUGCAUUUUCCCUAUAAGGUGAACCUACCAUUAGUGACACUGGAAGUGGAGAAAGAAUGGACCAAGUUCUCUGAUGCUACAGCCAAACUCACAAUGGCACAUGGCUUUCAGAGGAGUUCAUGGGACUGGGUGGGACUGUACAAGGUGGGAUUUAAGCACUACAAGGAUUACGCUGCAUAUGUAUGGGCCAAAUCUGAGCAUUCGACGCAGGUGACAUUUUCUGAGGAAGAUUUGCCUAGAGACCCAGGGGAAUAUAUUCUGGGAUAUUACAGUAACAACACGAACAGCAUCGUCGGAGUGACAGAACCAUUUCAGGUGCAGCUUCCCAUGUCCACACCACCUGCACCAGCAUGUCGUUCGCACUCCGACAGCUCAGAUGUCAGCUCUGAAGAUGACAGUACGCUGGUCCUGUUGGCUCCCUGCUCUCGUAGCCCCAGCCCUGGAAACCACAGCAGCAAACGGCAUCACCACCACCAGAAGCGGCAGCGCAGCCGCAGCCCCGCCGUACCUGCACUCUCCGCAACGCCCCUUCCCUCCCUGCAGUCUCUCAGCCUGUGCCCACGUCCCCGUGACGGCCCCGCACGGAGCUCCUCCCCGCACCCUUCAGCCAAUGCCAAGAAAGAGCGUCUGGUUUCUCCAGACACAUUAACCUCGCCCUCCCUCAGUCCUCUUAGUCCACGGAGCCCUGUGUCUCCCGGGAACGGAGUCAGCGCUCCAGAGGCUCUGAUAGCGGCCAUUUUAGGAGAGCCCAGGCCCGCUCCAAUAGGAAAAGCAGGGGAUGUGAUUCUCUGACCAAUCCCCCACCCCUUCCUUUCGAUUCAUUUCUAGACUUUAGCAGAUAUUGUAAUGCAACUAUAGAGAAAUGACCUGUUUCAGGUCGUCCUCUGCCGCUUUUAAGACCUGCAGCUGUUUGUGAUCUCAUGCCUUGUCGUGCUUAAUCUUUCACAAACUCUUCUUUGGUUCUCAGUGGCUUUGCCAGUAGAGGUUCAACUGGCCUAUCCAUUUUACAUUAUUUAUUAAUGGCCCUGUUUCCACUUGGUAUUAAGAUGCGUUUUGGUCGAUCAGAUCACAAGUGGACGAUGCUAAAUACAGGAUUGCUGAUUGCCUUCAUAGCGGAAACGCUUAUGUGGUCGAAUGUGUUCGAACAUCCACUAAAGACCGCCUACUCUCUGCCUACUGACCUAACGCGUAAACAUUAUGGGAAACAUGCUAGCCAGACAGGAUUUAAACUUUCUUGGCUGAAGAAGUUUGGUUUGAAGAUGAAAAACAUACCAAGCACAAUGUUCUCACACCAUUUCUAACACACACUCACUGUGUUCACCGUGGUUUUGCGGCUGUCAGAGCAGAAAAGUUUUUCCAUCAUCUCCGGGUGCGUUCAUGUGUAAAUUGCACAAGCUUAUUUUGUCCAUUAGAUCAAAAGAUCUGAAAAAAAAACAUACAUUUACCCACAAAUAGCAAAAAAAAGAAAAAAAAAGAAAAAGAAAUCAGGACAGAAGUGGUUGAAAUUGGACAAAAGUGACAGAUUAAAUUACUAGGUGGAAACGGGUAUGUGUCUCCAUCGUCUACUUGUGAACCGAUCGAUUAAAGUGCAUCUUAAUACCAGGUGGAAACAGGGUCAAUGAUAGAUUGUAAAUGGUGACAGUACAACAGUGCACGUUCGCCUUAUAGUGCAGGACAACCUGACCCAAGGUAAAACUGUGCUGUUACCGUAGAAUCAAAGCAAACAGUGAUGUCAGCAUUCAUCUCAGCCUUUACUCUUAACUAGUGGUUGACUGGAUUUUAAUGCCCAAUGUCUAGAAAUUGUUUAUUGUGGAAAAUUAACACAAUUUCCUUUGUUAAAAUACAGUAUCUCACAGAAGUGAGUACACCCCUCACAUUUUUGUAAAUAUUUUAUUAUAUCUUUUCAUGUGACAACACAGAAGAAAUGACACUUUGCUACAAU
Messenger RNA from Ctenopharyngodon idella (grass carp), 3753 nucleotides. It is a transcript of the gene inpp5ja, whose product is annotated as inositol polyphosphate 5-phosphatase K. The coding region runs from base 216 to 2603 and encodes 795 amino acids. Gene Ontology annotation, molecular function: phosphatidylinositol-3,4,5-trisphosphate 5-phosphatase activity; phosphatidylinositol-4,5-bisphosphate 5-phosphatase activity. The transcript has 13 exons. The record is from RefSeq and is a predicted model, not a curated record. Lineage: Eukaryota; Metazoa; Chordata; Actinopteri; Cypriniformes; Xenocyprididae. Gene Ontology annotation, biological process: negative regulation of peptidyl-serine phosphorylation; phosphatidylinositol dephosphorylation. Gene Ontology annotation, cellular component: ruffle; cytoplasm; plasma membrane.